AUGGUUUAUCUAUCUCAGUUAUUGCAGCAAAAAUCACAAUAUUUUGUUUCAUUUCCCUUAGCAAUCGGUUUCUUCGCAACAAUCUCAGUACUACUAACUCUCUGCGCCAAACAUGCAAGGAAAUCAAAAACCCUGCCGCCGCCGUUCAAUCCAUCGGCCGACGAGCCGAUGAUACCGCCGCGAUCGCCGCUGCGUUUUCCGAAGCAGUUGAUUUCGAGCAUAGGUGAUAAGGCUUUGCCGUUAAUAUAUCACCACCAUAACAACCGCCGCAAGAGCGAUAUAAAAGGAGGAGACGACGUGGAGAAAGGGAUGUCGGCGGCGGCGGCGGACGGCGGCGAAGGGUUGUGGCAGAAAGCGAUAUUGAUGGGAGAGAAAUGUCAGCCGCCGGAAUUUUCUGGAGCGAUUUAUUAUGAUUAUGAAGGAAAGAGGAUUUCAGAGAUGCCGAAAUCACCUAGGGCUAAUUUUAGGGUUAAUGGAAUAUUGUAG
Impatiens glandulifera is the source of this 486-nucleotide messenger RNA. RefSeq lists its product as uncharacterized. The coding region runs from base 1 to 486 and encodes 161 amino acids. The record is from RefSeq and is a predicted model, not a curated record. The transcript has a single exon. NCBI's taxonomy places the organism in Eukaryota, Viridiplantae, Streptophyta, Magnoliopsida, Ericales, Balsaminaceae.